Panicum virgatum (switchgrass) is the source of this 1493-nucleotide messenger RNA. RefSeq names its product momilactone A synthase-like. Lineage: Eukaryota; Viridiplantae; Streptophyta; Magnoliopsida; Poales; Poaceae. The record is from RefSeq and is a predicted model, not a curated record. The transcript has 3 exons. Bases 402 to 1313 code for a protein of 303 amino acids.
AGAAGGCCCUGGCCGUUCAUCACAGCUAGAGAAGGCGCUGACCUGAACUGAAGGCGCGUGCAUGGAAUGGAAGGAGCGGAGCACCGACCAGCAGAUGCAAAGGAUUCAAGUUUUCUUUUCGCAAAGAAAAAAAAAACGGAUUCAAGGUUUCAACGGCCGACCAAGCCCACCUCGCCGGCGAGAAUCCCAUCGAGGUGAUAAGCUUUUCUAAUCCCUGCCUGGCGUGUCGUGUGUGUGAUGGACAGGGGUCCCGAGGGAUCGCACGGACGCCUCUUAUUAAAGCCGCCCCUGCUCGGCGCCUCGCCGAGUCGCAUCCGGCAUCUUCCAUCCAAGAUCGAUCAGUUCAGUUCAGAGUAGUCGUUGUAGAGAGAGAGCAGCAGGGUAGGGUACUUCAUUCAAAGAUGUUCUUCAGGCUGGCGCAGCAGGUCCUCAGCCUCAGGCAGGGGAAGAGCCGAGCUGGGCCUGCCUUGUCCGGCGUCGCCAGACGACACUUGUCCGCUGCCGCAGACUCACAAAGGCUGGCCGGGAAGGUGGCCGUCAUCACCGGCGCCGCCAGCGGCAUCGGCCAGGCGACGGCCAGGGAGUUCGUCCGGAACGGCGCCAGGGUCGUCCUCGCCGACGUCCAGGACGACCUGGGCCGCGCGCUCGCCGCGGACCUCGGGGCCUCCUACAUCCGCUGCGACGUGACCGACGAGGCGCAGGUUGCCGCGGCCGUGGACCUCGCCGUCGCGCGCCACGGCCGGCUCGACGUCAUGUUCAACAACGCCGGGGUGGUGGGGUCCCUGGCGCGGCCGGCGCUGGGCGCGCUGGACCUCGCCGACUUCGACCGCGUCCUGGCCGUCAACACCCGGGGCGUGGUGGCCGGGGUGAAGCACGCGGCGCGGGUCAUGGUGCCGCGCCGCGCCGGCAGCAUCAUCUGCACGGCCAGCGUCGCGGGGGUGCUCGGCAUGCUGACGCCGCACCCGUACAGCGUCUCCAAGGCCGCCGUGGUGGGGCUGGUGCGCGCCGUCGCCGGGGAGGUGGCGCGCUCCGGGGUGCGCGUCAACGCCGUCUCGCCCACCUACAUCGCGACGCCGCUGGUGAUGCGCAUCAUGGAGGAGUGGUACCCGGGGAUGAGCGCCGAGGAGCACAGGCUCAUCGUGGAGCGGGACAUGAACGAGAUGGAAGGGGUGGUGCUCCAGCCGGAGGACGUGGCCAGGGCGGCGCUGUACCUGGCCUCCGACGAGUCCAAGUACGUCAACGGACACAACCUCGUCGUCGACGGCGGCUACACGGUGGGGAAGGCGCCCAACAUGCCGGCGCCGACACAGUGAGCAGCAGCAAAUGCAGGCAGGCAGGCAUGGUGCAUUGGUGCGUGGGCGGCUUUCUGCUGUUCUUCUGUUUGCUUGAGAAAACUCUGAAUAAGCUCUGUUCGUUUAUGUUUUGAACCUAGCGAUCCAUUUAUUUGCAAUAAAGUGUACUGUACAUUUUGGUGUCAUCCAUUUUCCAUUACA